UACUACAAAAUCAAUUUUUCAAAUAAAAUGAAAGGAAAAUAAACUCGAGGAAACAAGUGAAAAUUGCAAAAUUAAAAGGUUCAUACUUUUUAAACGUAUUCAAAACCACCAAAAUGAUGACUUAAACCUUUCUCCUAAUUUCAUGUUUAUUAUAUCAUAUUUUAUAUGAACUAAAAUCCUUGUCAUUGAUUUCAAAAAGUGAUGAAUUUGGUAUCGAAUGGCCCUGAAUGCUUUUCAUUCACCCUAUAUAUGUACAUACAAUAGAAGCAGUAUAUUGUACUGUCCUAAUGUCAUAUGGCACUUGAAUAUGUAUUCGCUUUGUAAAAAGAAUAUUCUGAGUGGGAGGAAUGGUUGGGUAAUAUUUGGUUUCCAGCAAAUUUACUCAACAGCAUACUUGUGUAUCUAAGAAAGAAUCAGUUCAACUUUAUUAGUGAAGGAGUUCAGUUAUAAGGGAACUUAAAAUGGUUUCAAAAAGAAGAAUUCAUUCUCCUGUGCUGUUUUUCUAUUUCUUACAAAUAUUACAUCUAAAUACAUCAACUAUAUUGGGAAGUUGCCCAAUGUUAAAUAAUAGCAUUUCUAUGACACAAUCUGAGCUCCUACAAGUAUUAACUGAUGACUGUCGUUAUGACAAAAUGGUGAGGCCUCCAGGAGAAGUCAAUACCACUGAUCCAAUUAAUGUGUACACCAGUGCUUACAUUUAUACAAUUAAAUCAAAUAUGGUCAAAACCCUGCAGUUUGAUGUGCACAUGAUGUUACAAUUUAGGUAUUUGGAUAAAAGGUUAAAAUUUUCACAUAUUGUUCCAAACUUAAGUCAGAUACACGGCGGACAAUUUGCACAUGACUUAAUUUGGACGCCUAAUGUAUAUGUUUCCAAUGAACCCAGUUCAGCUAUAAUGGGAAAUGGUGUUAAAGACAUACUUAUUUCUAUAAAUCCAGCAGGCAUGGUUAUAUUAAAUACUAGGUUGCAAGCAACUCUUAACUGUGGGCUUCGUUUGGAGAAGUUUCCAUUUGAUGUACAAGAAUGUCCACUUAUUUUUGAAAGCUGGACACACAAUGUGCUUGACAUGGUAUUGUAUUGGGAUGACGAGCCAAUUGUACUUGCAGAUGAAUUACAUUUAACUGAAUACAAGCUUGUGGACAAAUGGGUUAAUAUGACAGAAACAUUUUAUACUACAUCGCAACAACAUUAUGGUCAUUUUGCUGGAAAUUUCAGUUCUCUUACUAUAACGUUUAAAUUAGCACGUGAAAUGGGAUUCUUUAUGAUGGACUAUUACAUACCAUCUAUAUUAAUCGUGGUGAUUUCUUGGGUUUCUUUCUGGCUGCAUAUGGAUGCAAGUCCGCCACGAAUAGUAUUAGGAACAAACACUAUUUUGACGUUUAUGACUCUUGCAUCAAAAGUCGAAAAUUCCUUACCAAAAGUUUCUUACAUAAAAGCCAGUGAAAUAUGGUUUCUAGGUUGUACUAUAUUUUUGUUUGCAGCAAUGGUUGAAUUUGCUUUUGUUAAUACAAUUUAUCGACGAAAGAAAAAUGUGCCAUUAAAAAAAGUUAAUAGUAAAUACAUAUUAAAAUCAACAUUAACACCAAAACUAGCACGGAAACAAUUUCAGAAAAAUACUACAGGACUAGAAAGAUCUCGUUCUUGGUCAUCGCUUGAAAAUACAACUAUUAGUGAUCAAGAUUAUUCAAGUCAAAAUUAUCUCACCGUACAUAGUUUUCCAAGUAAUCUCAAUAUUCCAUCUGUAAAGAUUGAGGAGGACAAAGACCAAGAAUGUUCAAGAAAAAGUAUUGCGACUAUUAGCAGUACACCGCUACCAAAACCAUUCCCGCGAAGAGCAACCCUUGCCCAUUUACAUAAUUUUACAACAAUGACGCCGCAAGAAAUUGCUCAGUGGAUCGAUAGACGCAGUAGAAUUGUAUUUCCUGUAGCUUUUAUCAUAUUUAACAUCCUUUAUUGGUCUUUUAUUUGGAUAUAAAAAUUUCAUAGUUAAAUUAAGUAUAUUUAAAGAGUAUCUAAGAAUUUAAAUUUUUUGAUUACAUUUAUUUUUACGAUAUAAAACAAUCUCAAAUACAUAAAUUAUUUUAGAAAAGAAAAUAAGAUCUUUUAGCACUAUACUAUCUGAUACCUUUUUCUUAAAAUACAGGAUGUUUCAUGCAACUGGGACAAGCUCUAGCUUUAAAACGGUAAAAGACAAAAAGAUUGGUACCGGAAAUGGACAUAUUUUAAAGAUUUCAUUUUUUUUUCUAAGUGCUUUUUUAUUCUUCACAAAAAUAUAUUAAGAUAAUUGACUCGAAAACUGAUUAAUUUAAAAGAUACCUUAGGGAGAGACCACUAGGCUCUCCUUGUUUCUCCCUAAGAUAUCAUUUGAACUCAAAUACCUUAAUAUUUUUAUAUUUUUAAAAAACGCUUCUAAUGAUGUACAACAAAAUACACAAUCCUGUUAAAAAAAAAUGAAAUACCUUUUUUAAAAUCUUUGAAAAGUCUCCACUUCCGGUGUCGACACACAUACAUGGACUUCAUUUGACGCUAUUUCAUUUUUCCCUAUGACAUUCUUUUCUACCAUUUAUCGUUUUAAAAUUACACAUUGCCCCAUUUGCAUGGAACACCGUGUAUAUUAAAAACAUAUGCAGAUAUGAUAUACUGAUUUAUAAAAGAAAUAUAAAAAAUGUGUAUACAUAUACACAUGUUCAUAUACAUUGUAAUCAGGUUGAAAUAUAUUUUAUGAGCGGCAAAUAUAUUUUUACACUAAAAUAUUUUAUAUUAUAUAUUUUAUAUUUUAUAUACAUAGCAAAUAAAUUCUCUAUUAAUUUGAA
Molecule: messenger RNA, 2811 nt
Organism: Osmia bicornis bicornis
Lineage: Eukaryota; Metazoa; Arthropoda; Insecta; Hymenoptera; Megachilidae
Product: pH-sensitive chloride channel 2-like
Exons: 9
Coding region: 462-1973 (503 amino acids)
Biological process (GO): signal transduction; chloride transmembrane transport; chemical synaptic transmission
Cellular component (GO): synapse; neuron projection; membrane
Molecular function (GO): extracellular ligand-gated monoatomic ion channel activity; neurotransmitter receptor activity; chloride channel activity
Source: RefSeq, a predicted model, not a curated record